Manduca sexta (tobacco hornworm) is the source of this 6369-nucleotide messenger RNA. Its product is annotated as SPRY domain-containing protein 7. The coding region runs from base 100 to 792 and encodes 230 amino acids. Gene Ontology annotation, molecular function: protein binding. NCBI's taxonomy places the organism in Eukaryota, Metazoa, Arthropoda, Insecta, Lepidoptera, Sphingidae. The record is from RefSeq and is a predicted model, not a curated record. The transcript is spliced from 4 exons.
UAAUAUGACGAUUGUCAAAAAUGACGUAAAGUUAGUGCAACAAAAUAAACUUGAGGAUCUUUGUAUUGAUUUAUCAAAAGAAUUGCAUUAAAUAUAAAAAUGUUUUGCUGUUUGAAAGGUUGUCUUAAUGGUUUCACUCUGACCCCGAGUGUACCGAUCAGAAUCAAAGAAAAUCCGGUGCAGUUGGAUACUUUGCACAUGGGACAUGAGAUGGUCAUCAUAAAAGGUGGUCAGAGAGUGUGUGGUUCGGGCUGUGCGCUAGGUAACACACCAUUGUUACAGAACAAGGCAUACUUUGAGGUGAAGUUGCAACAGGGUGGAGUCUGGGCUGUAGGCCUUGCUACCAGGGAGACAGAUCUGAACAGAGUACAUGGUGGUAUGGACAAAGAAUCAUGGUGUUUGAACAGUGAUGGUACAGUCAGAAACGAUAAUGUUGAGUUGUAUCAUCUAGCACCAGCACCUAGGGAGUCACCGACAGCAGAUUUGCUUGUGUCCACUGAAUCACCGAGCCACAUAGAACAUGAUAAGCCGGAGAGUGAGAAAAUAGAUGCUAGUCCAGCAGCAGUGAUGCCGCUAGAGGGCGACACUAUCGGCGUAGCGUACGACCAUGUAGAAUUAAACUUCUUCUUAAAUGGCAAGAAUAUGGAGAUCCCUGUGAGAAAUAUUAAGGGAACGGUAUACCCCGCUUUAUAUGUGGACGACGGAGCUAUAUUAGACAUAAUCCUGGAUAAUUUUCUGUAUCCGCCACCGUCGGGUUAUGAGAAAAUCAUGGUGGAACAAUCACUCCUCUAACAGAUGACUGACAAACAAAAUGUUUAACAUGAUGGACACUGAGUGUAUGCGAGAAUAUUUAAGAUAUGUGAAUAAGGUAGAUUUGAGAUUGUCUAAUGAAUGUGAUUCGACCAUUGGAAAUGGCCGCAUUUUGUGUAACGUCAUAGAACAUUUUUUUAUUAGUAAACAUUAAUAAGGGCUUGAAUUGAAUUCUAUAUUCGGUUCGUUUCUUUCGGUCAUUACUAGCCUCUGGUCUGGGAAUUUUAAAUGAUCUCGUCGCGAUUCCUGAGAAGUCAAAAACUAUUUAGAGAAUGAAUGCAGCAGAUUUUGUUUAUAAUAAAUAAACAUAAUUUGAGCUAUUUGUGCUAACAUCUGGAUGCUAUCGAUUUUUAUUCGACGCACUGUUUACGUGUGUGUGUACUGUGCACGUUACGUUUCUUGUCACAGUGUUAUCUUACUACUUCUUUAUAUACAUUACUUUUGUACGUAUAAAAGUUAUUUCGUAAAGCAACUUUCGUAGAUGCAUUUUCGCCUCGAACGUCGACCACGGUACUGGCAGCAUCAAAAUUAAAAUGAUUUUAGCAUUUAACUAGUCCGUUUUUAUGUUUUUUUUUGUAAAUUACUAAUAACGAUUUAUAAGGUCAUGUUACUGUGUACAGUUUGUGACGUUUUUGCAGCCAUUAUACUAUUCACUUAUAAUCCAUUUUAAGGUUUUAUCUGAGCGUAUGUGUUCCUUAAUGAUCUAGGUAAGGCCUAAAGUGAUUAAAUAUGUAAGUAAUAUUCUGUGCUAAAACUAUAUUCUAUUAAAUAUGUACUGUUUUCUCAUUUACCUUAUACUGAUAUAAACUCUUAUUGUAAUAUAGGUACAAAAUAUGUAGGUUAUUAUGUGUCGCCAGUAUUAAAUUGUCUUUUUAUGUUCUGAAAUUAUAAUAAACUAAUUAACUGGUGUAAUAUAUUAUCUGUAAAAUAAUAAAAUAAGAUAAUCUAGAAUGGGAUUGUAUCCACGAAGGUGGCAGUAAAAAUGAGUUUGCUUCCAAAAUUACUUUAAUAAAAUAUCAUGUGAUUUUUUUCUGCUGACCGUAGUAUCGUUUCUUCAUUAAAUAUGCGUUUAAAGUGCGCGGAUUUUUUGUGUUUUUCUUAAUAUUUAGUUAAAUGUGUGUAAAGUGAUGAAUUACAUUGACUAGCGGUUAAUUAUACAUUUAAUGCUGAUGAUAAUUGAUAAUAUUACAGUGGAUAUGAUUGCAAUUCAUUAAUUAUAUUUAUGGUACAAUUUGCGUGUAUGUCUUUUCCGUUUGUCUAUUAUUGUGGUAUUCAAGCUGGUUAUCUUCGCUGUUGUAAUAUUUAUGCGUUAGUGCGUUUGUAGACCAUACUACUUGGCAUAAUAAAUGUCAGUUUCCUUGGAAUUUUAUAAUGGAAUUAUUAAUAUUAGCAGACGCCUGUUAUAUUUCUGAUUUACAAUAAAAUUCACUCAAGGCGUAAGUUAGUGUGUGAUUUGAUGUUUAUGUACUGUAUUAAGUUUUAUCAGUUUGUUUUUGAACUAAAGUCAUGUUUUUUGUGUGGACCUACUGCUGAUAGCCUGACGAGAGUCGGUGUUUUAAGCUACAGCAGGCUUGGGUGAACGCUUUAGGCGUUCUAACCUUUACAAUGUGGCAACUAUACUAAGGGCAACCUCCUAAUCUACCGUCCGCUAAAAAAAAUGCCGUAUCACAAAAAAAAUGAAAUUGGAUACAAACAAAAAAACUGUGUUAAAAUUUUAAAUUAUUAUUUUUGAUAGUUAUAUCGGCAAUAUUCUGAUAUCGUUAAUUAAAUUACGCAGCUAUUUUUUGACUGUAUCCUAAAAUUUGGUUUUUGUAGAUAACAGCAUUAUAGUUUGCGACGGCCGGUAAUGGGUUUCGGGCCUCGGUUUUGGUCGGACGCUGGGAGACAACAAAGAUUCAUCGAUUAAGGUAUUGGCUGUAUUUGUUUUUAUACAUCGUCGCUAAAAUUAUAAACAGCGUCAAACCGAAUUAUUAGUUAUGUUUUCUAUCCAAACAGUGUAUUGAACUAAAGUAACCGCAUAUUGUUUUAGUCAGUGAUUAUUCAUAGAACAAAAUAGAAUUAUCUCUCAAGCUCGCUAGUAGUUCACGGUUAAGUACAGUCACCCAUAUAAGUCGCUGAAAAAAUCAAAACUUCAAAUUGCCUGUAUACUUUUGUGUUCUUACCUCUAAAAAAGAUUCUAUAAGAAAAUGUAAUAAGAACGAUUUACUUCUUUGCACAUGAAGAAAAAAAGUUUUAAGACUGAACGUGUAUAGGUGAUUUGUAGUAUCGAAUUAGUUCAGCUGUAGCUGCAAAGUAUUUGUGGCUGACUAUAUAUCGGAUAUGCGGUUGUGAGAAUGAAUUUUAAUUAUAUAUCAGUCUCAUAACACUACGUAGUUUAUAUCGACGGGUGCAAAGUGAAAAAAGUUAGCUACAAUUUUGAGAUUUUUUUAUUAUUGCAGUAACUAACUAAAAAAUAAAUAUACAUGUAGAUGCCAUAUGAAAUAAUGAAGCGGUAAUGAAAAUUUCAACAAAUUUAGUUUAAAAUAAGCAAAAUGAGAGCAUUUUUUCUUAUUACACGCUCUCCUGAAAACUAGCUGUUCUGUAUAUAACUCUUUUUACUUUGCAGCCGUCGAUAUUUCGUUAAUAUUAUGAUUGACGUAGCUCUGUAAAAACGAAAUUCCAGUUUCGCCUAUCUUCCAUAGUCUUAAGUAGUCCCUAACGAAGAUACAUGCGAGGCAUCACCAAAAUAUGCUAACAUUGUGUUGGUCGCUAGAAGUUCUCUUGGACAGUUGCUGUAGACAUACAUGUUGCUGUAAAUUAUAAUUAAAAUUUGACCAAAUUAACGGAUUAAAAUACCUACUAAGUUCACAGAGCCCAUAUGCGUUUGGAGUUUAAUAAAUUUAAUUUGUGUAAUGUAUUAUUCAUCUAUAAUUAAGGUCAUUUUCGGUUCCGUCCGAAUAUUGCUCCACAUGAUAUAUAGGGCUUAAUAUAUUUCGCUUUUUUAGUUUUUAGAUUUAUGAUUCAAAAUUACAGAGGGACCAUUGAGGCAUCGCAAUAUCAUUGUAGCCGGUGUAACUACUGAACAUAAUAAGACUUAACAUCUCAUGUCUCAGUAUGGAGAGUGCAGUGGAAUACCAAACAGUACUUUGUAAUUUAAAGUGUUGGAUGGUGUUUCUACUGUUUAUGGGCGGUCGUAUCGCUUACCAUCAGGCGAACGGAAAGCUCGUCUCGUCAUUCAAAGCAAUAAAAAAAAAACAUUCCAAAAAGUUAUUGUAUUUGCUGUAAAUCCACAAAAGACAUGAGGUAUUAUUGUCUGACUUCGUUUAUGUUUUGCACUUGUAAAUGGAAACUCGGAAACUGAAUCUGCCUUUCUUUGGUGUUUAUGACCAGCCGGUUAAAACCAUUUCGAUAAAUUUAUUAUGGGAAUACCUCGAACACUGAAGACCGAAGAAGUUUCUAGGCCAUUAUUUAAUUCGAAAAAGACUUGCGUGGAACCGCGAGCAAUAAAAAGCUUGUAAUAUAAUGUUUCUUGAGAUGAGUAUUUUUUCCAAUGGACACCCAUUUGUGUAUAAGGAAAACGACGUCUGGAAGUGACAUAGUUACAUUCAGUAGAAAUAUCUACACGUUUUUUGAGUUUUGUAAAUUUUGUGACCUUCGAGUUAAUAUUAUUUAUGUUUUUUGACUCACUACAAUUUUCUAAAAUUAAAUAGGAUAAUUCUUAUUGCGAACUGUGCCUAAAUAACUCUGUGUUCAUUUAUUUAUUCAUGACAUCACAAAAAAUAAUUCUGGAAAAUUAUUGCACAUGCUUCGGAUAUCUAUAUUAUGUAGUUUUUCUCGCCAUACCUAAGGCCUAUCUGAAUUAAACUGUAUAUGUAUAAAGUGUGUAUAAGAUAUCAAGGGAAUGAAAAAAAUACAAUUCAAAUACCUUUUUUUCAAUUACUCACAUAUCUAUUGUAUUCGGCGUCAUUGUCAGGUUCAACAAUAUUGUCGCCAUACUAAAACUACAUAAAAUUUAAAAUAAACUACAUAAAAUUUCAUAGGAAAAUGUUCAAAGAACCGGUCUUUUUUACCGACCGAAUAACGAUAUGUACUUAUUUCAUAAAAUUUUGAAAAAAAAAAACGUAUAUUUUCGUCAUGACGUCAAAUAGUUAUAGUUGUAUGCAUUUUUUCUUUUACAUACAUUUUUUUCUUCUCUGAACACUGUAAUUUGUACAGUAUUUUACUCAAUGUAAAACACGUAAGCUAUGUAAACCCUCAAACAUUUCCAUAGCGACAACACACAAACAUUUGCCGACUGCAGUUUUACAAUGCGUGGUGCAAUGGUUUUAACCAAAUAAUUUCGCUUGUGAAGUGAAACUUUACGAGCGCUAAUUAACAAGUUAAAUGUGGCAGUGCUGCGGGAAGCCGUUUUACCAACGUAGAUCUAAUUAUGUAUACCUUAAACGUGUUUUUAUAGCGUGAAGACUGCUUUAAAAAUGUUUAUCGUUUUAAAUGAGGUUUGUAUUUUUUUUGUGUAUGCCUUGGAUGUUUGUCAAAAUUCAGAUUUUAAAACCAUAAUUAUUAGAAAUUGUCAGUAUUUUGUGUGCGAUUAUAUAAUUUUGAUUGUAUGUAAUUUAUUGAUUUUAUGAAUAAGUAAACAUAGUAAUUGAUAUAAUUUCGCGUCAAUCAUUAUUGAUUGUUAUAGGGAUAUAUAAAGGAGAAAUUUAAUUGUUUGGACUUUGAUGCCUUUUAAUAAACUUUGGUAAACAAAUAUCUGAAGUUAAGUGUCUACACAUAAUAUAAUACUUAAUUAGGCUGUGUGUUUUUUUUCUUGUUGUCUUUCUAGAAAAUCAAGAAAUAGUCUUUCUAGAAAGAAGAGAAUAUACAACAGUUUCUUUUUACGAAUUCUUGGUCCAUAUAAAGAAUUCACAGUUAUAGUUUAUAAUAAUAUUUAUUGCGAUUGAAUGUAUUUUUAUGUAUAAUUAUGGAAGAAACAAGAAAUGUAUAACUUUGUUCUUUAUUCCAGAAUAUGUGGUAAUUGAAAUUCUUCUAUUGCAGUGCUUCGAAUGUAUUCUAUCAAGUCUAUAAUAAUAACUAGUGACCGGAUUAUAUGCAAUAAUAAGACCCCGAAAUAUGCAUGAAAAACGUCAAAAUAUGCAACAUCAAUUAGUGAAAAUAAACUAAUAAAGUAUUAGGUUUUUUUACUAAAAUUCAGCAUAGAAAUUGCAGGAGGAAAGUAAAAACAUAAUAGAACCCAAUCGCAACCAAUUCGUGCGUGACAUGUUUUUUGUUUAACAUGGUGGUGACCCCAAAAAGCUCCUCAGGCAGAGUACGUAAAAUGGCCCGCAUUUAAUAUCAUUAUUUUGGUCUUAUUUGUAUUUCACUUAUUGUUAGUUAUCCUAAUGAAAAGUACUAAAAUAAUAUACCAUCACAUGUUAUUACGUAUUAUAUGCAAAAAAGCGGAGAAAUGGCCAAAAUAUGCAAAUACAUAUAAUCCGGUUUCUAAUAAUAUCUUAAGAAUGUUUGAGUGUAUAAUAAUAUUAUAUUAUGAUGUAUUAUUUAUUUUUUGAUAAUUAACCAAUAAAUAUUAAUAUCAAAAUA